Molecule: messenger RNA, 2868 nt
Organism: Podarcis raffonei (Aeolian wall lizard)
Lineage: Eukaryota; Metazoa; Chordata; Lepidosauria; Squamata; Lacertidae
Gene: MYEF2
Product: myelin expression factor 2
Exons: 18
Coding region: 9-2198 (729 amino acids)
Biological process (GO): regulation of mRNA stability involved in response to oxidative stress
Cellular component (GO): cytoplasm; nucleus; post-mRNA release spliceosomal complex
Molecular function (GO): mRNA binding
Source: RefSeq, a predicted model, not a curated record
AUGUAGGCAUGCAGGCCGCCGGCAAAGGCCUAGGCCGCCGCCGCUGUCGCUAUGGCAACCGGGAAGUUGCCGGUCGGCAGGCAGAAAGGCACGGCCGCGCUCUCGGAGUUCUCGCGAGAGCCUGGGGGAAGCCGGUUCGGAGACUGAGGAGAGAGAGAGAGAAAGAGAGCGGGAUCCAGCAAGUGGAGGCCGAGGCGCGCGCUCGCCCGCUCGCUCGCUCGCUCGCUCGCGAGGAGGAGGAGGAGGCGGAGGCGGAGGGCCUUUUCAAACCCGGCGGGGAAAUGGCGGAGAACGACAAGUUCGAGGGGUCGGCGCCGUUGGGAGAAGCCGAAGAGGCGGCCGCCAACGACCACGAGCGGCAGCAGGAUGGAGAGGCGGGCGGAGCCGCCAGGCCGGAGAGCGGCGACGGCGCCAAUGGCGUCAAAAUGGAAAAUGAUGAAACGGGAAAGGAUGAGAGACCACCUGUGAAAUCAAAGUAUAUUUCAAAGCCUAAGGCAAUCCCGUCUCUUGGACACAGGAAUAGAUUCCAUCCUUACACAAAGGAGAAGGGUGCAGGCACUGGAGAAAAGAAGACCCUUAACCGUAACAGAGUAUUCAUUAGCAACAUCCCAUAUGAUAUGAAAUGGCAGUCUAUUAAAGAUCUUAUGAGAGAGAAAGUUGGUGAGGUUACAUACGUGGAGCUGUUUAAGGAUGCAGAAGGAAAAUCAAGGGGUUGUGGUGUUGUUGAAUUCAAAGAUGAAGAAUUUGUAAAGAAGGCACUGGAAACUAUGAAUAAAUAUGACCUAAAUGGAAGACCAUUGAACAUAAAAGAGGAUCCGGAUGGUGAGCACGCUCGCAGGGCGUUGCAGCGUGGGAGUGGACCCUACACGGGAGGACAUGGCCCAGAAAUAUCACCUGGCUUGAUGAAUUUGCCACCUUCUAUUAUUAAUAAUCCAAACAUUCCUCCCGAGAUUAUUAGCAAUCUGCAGGCUGGCAGGCUUGGGUCCACCAUCUUUGUUGCCAAUCUUGACUUCAAAGUUGGCUGGAAGAAAUUAAAGGAAGUGUUCAGCAUUGCUGGGACUGUAAAACGUGCAGAUAUUAAAGAAGACAAAGAUGGAAAGAGUCGAGGAAUGGGAACAGUGACUUUUGAGCAGCCAAUCGAAGCUGUUCAGGCUAUAUCUAUGUUCAAUGGACAAUUUCUGUUUGAUAGACCCAUGCAUGUAAAAAUGGAUGACAAAUCAAUUCCUCACGAUGAUUUCCGUGUAGCAGACAGCAAAACACCACAGCUACCUCGUGGUCUUGGAGGAAUUGGAAUGGGACUUGGACCUGGCGGGCAGCCCAUAAGUGCAACCCAACUGAGUAUGGGUGGUGGUGGAAUGGGGAGUGUGGCUCCUGGAGGUAUGGGAGUGGAUGGUCCAGGCUUUGGAGGAAUGAACAGAAUGGGCGGAGGUGUUGGCGGAUUUGGUGGCAUGAAAGGGAUGGCAAAUAUGGGAGGAUUUGGCGGAGUCAACCGAAUGGGAGGAAUGGGCAGUGUGGAUGAUUUCCGAGGAAAUAUUGGCAGUGGAAUGACUGGUGGCAUCGGAACAGGCAUGGGGGGCAUGGCAACAGGUAUGGGAGAAAUGUUCCGUGGAGGAAUGGGAGGAAAUAUUGAUAGAGACUUUGGUCGAACUGAUAUGGCAAUGAACCGUGGCUUUGGAGACUCGUUUGGAAGGAUGGGUGGUGCAAUGGUUGGUGGUUUUGCAGGAGGAAUGGGAGCUUCUAAUAUGGGCCCAGUAGGAUCUGGAAUGAGUAGUGGAAUCAGUGGUAUGAACAGUAUGACCGGAGGAAUGGGCAUGGGCAUGGGAAUGGAUCGGAUGAACUCCACUUUUGAUCGAAUGGGGCCAACCAUGGGAACUGGCCUGGAGAGAAAUAUCGAUAUGGAUCGAGGAUUUGUGCCUGGCCCAAUGGGCAGUGGUGUGAGAGACAGAGUAGGCUCCAAGGGCAACCAGAUAUUUGUCAGAAAUCUUCCUUUUGACUUGACCUGGCAGAAGCUUAAGGAAAAGUUCAGCCAGUGCGGUCAUGUAAUGUUUGCAGAAAUAAAAAUGGAGAAUGGGAAAUCAAAAGGCUGUGGAACUGUCAGAUUUGAUUCACCAGAAUCGGCGGAAAAGGCCUGUAGGAUAAUGAACGGCAUAAAAAUCAGUGGCAGAGAAAUUGACGUACGUUUGGAUCGCGUUGCAUAAUUUAUAAUUAAAUGUUGGGGAACAUUCCUUUUUGUCAGUUUAGCUUUUCUCUCCUUGUCUCCUCCUAGUGAGUCGUUUUUAGUAACAUUGUAUGCUUUACUUAAGUUGGAAAAACAAAACUUUUAAAACCCACCAGCCUUUAACAGUAUAGUGUUUAAUAUACUGUGAGUUCAUUAACUGACUCUUACUACAUUUUGGUUUUUGAAAGAGAACUUUCCUGACUUGUUCAGUGGUAUGAACACCCACACCUUCUCUUGAAGUCUGGGAGCUGUGGCUGUUUUAAUACCUCUCCAAAAUCAUGCUAAGUGUCUCUAGUCAUUCAGUUUAAAUGAAUGGUUCUACUGUUUUUAAUAAAACAAGCCAUUUCCUCUGUUUAACAAAGACUGUAUAGUGGAACUUGUUUUGUGUCAUAUUUCCCUAUGUUACAAUUGUAAUGUAAAGAAUGUGUCUUCCCCUUUUUUUACUCCCCCUUUUCCCUGUUUGUUUUACAUGCAUUUAUAGUCACUGCUACUCCUUUCUCUGAAAUGACAUGCUCUCAUUAAUUCUUGAUAGCCUUGAGCUUUUAAGUGGUUCUUAUGUCAUGAUGUGGAAUUUCUGUAAAUAAGUUUUAGAGCUCAAAGGGAAUGCUGGAGUUUUUUAUUUGACUAAAUGAAGAAACUAGUGCUUUCAA